AUGCGUCUUCCCAUCAUCGCCCCCGUCGCCGGCAUCUUCUGCCUGUUCGCUGUCCAAGUCACGGCCCAGGCUUGGGGUCUGGGCUCGAGCUCGAGCUCGCGAGCGACGUCCAACGUCGGCAGGCUUCUCGAGGGACUCGAACACCUCGACAGUGCCCCCGAAUGGUCCGAAGGCAUGUCGCAGAAGGCCUUCGCAAAGGCGCUUCGAAAGCAGGAAAAGGUGCAGGAGCGCGCCGGCCGAACCGUCCAAGCAGCCUUCAACGGUUUCCGCCAGGCGGGCGUCAUCGAUGUGCACGACUACGCCGAGCUGAGCCAGGCCCGCGACGAGAUCAACCUGGCAAAGUGGCACUUCCUCCAGGGCGGCCAGAAGUUCAGGAUGUCGGACCACGGCGACGACUGGGAACAGGUGAUGGCCGCCAGCGACGAUUCCGUCAGGGCCAUCGAGGCCCUCGCCAGGGCGCGCAACGUUCUCGACGAAAUCGCGGCCAAGCGCGACCUCCUGGCCAGGUUCUCGGAGAACGACAGCGGUCGUUUCUCGCAGAACGAGCUCGCAACGAUCAGGGCGGUCCACGACAAGCUCGACAGCUUGCUCGACGGCAUGGAAACGGACUACGCUGGCGCGUUCGAAGACCAGGUCAGGCUCAACGAUGCGAUCCAAGGGCUGUAA
Molecule: messenger RNA, 666 nt
Organism: Pseudozyma flocculosa PF-1
Lineage: Eukaryota; Fungi; Basidiomycota; Ustilaginomycetes; Ustilaginales; Ustilaginaceae
Exons: 1
Coding region: 1-666 (221 amino acids)
Source: RefSeq, a predicted model, not a curated record